This is a messenger RNA of Beta vulgaris subsp. vulgaris (sugar beet), 1802 nucleotides long. RefSeq names its product outer envelope protein 39, chloroplastic. The transcript has 11 exons. The coding region runs from base 177 to 1259 and encodes 360 amino acids. The record is from RefSeq and is a predicted model, not a curated record. Gene Ontology annotation, biological process: chloroplast organization; embryo development ending in seed dormancy. Lineage: Eukaryota; Viridiplantae; Streptophyta; Magnoliopsida; Caryophyllales; Amaranthaceae. Gene Ontology annotation, cellular component: outer membrane.
AGAGACAACUUCUCCUUAGAAUUUAACUUUAACCCAUAUACUACUCCAAACAAAAUCCUCUUCUUCUUCCCACCUUUCUCUCUCUAUCAUCUCCUUUAAAAUUUACACUGCUAUUGUUUUCUUUGCUUCCAUUUUUUUGGGUUCAAUUUUUUCAUGGUUUUUAUAGCACAUUAUUCAUGGGAGCUCAAAAGAGCAUCCAUGCUGGUAAAGCCAAAAUUGAUGUCAAUGUUGAUUUAACUCACAAAUUAUGUGCUGCUUUGAUGCUCUCACCUUUCAGGAAUUCUGGAGGUCCUCUUUCAUUAAUUAUUGGGAGUUUGUGCAUCAAGCACCCUAAUUUGUUUGGUGGGAGUGAGAAGCUUGAUGUGUUUUGGGACAAGGGAUUGUAUGACACAAGUAUCUUGGUGGCUUAUAGGAGGCCCAGGCCUGAAUGGCUUCCUCAGCAAUCUCUUGUGGUUCAGCAUUCUAUAUCACCUGAGAUUGGAGUUCAUGGUUUGCCGGUUGAUAACUUCUCACAAUCAGGGAGUGGGGGUGUGAAUCUCUGUCGCUCGUCUGUGGGUUUAGAUCUGAGCGAGCCAGCUAGUUCCAAUUGGAGCAACACGACCAGUAUUAAAUUUGAGCAUGUUCGCCCUAUGAGUGAUGAAGGUCGCCCUAUAAAUCGAGAUCUUGAUGGUUUUCCUGUGACUUGCAGUGGAGGUUCCCAUGAUAGUAUGGUGGUAUUAAAGCAAGAAACACGUUAUGCCAGGGCUAAUGAUAAUUGCUUUAGUCGUUUCAGCUUGCAGAUAGAGCAAGGAAUCCCAGUUUUGUCAAAGUGGCUUGUUUUUAACCGAUUCAAGUUUGCCGGGACUAAGGGUAUUAAACUUGGGCCUGCUUUUGUAUUGACAAGUGUCACCGGAGGUUCUAUAGUGGGGGAUAUGGCUCCAUAUCAAGCAUUUGCCAUUGGUGGUCUUGGUAGUGUUAGAGGGUAUGGUGAAGGUGCUGUUGGAACUGGAAGGUCAUGUUUGAUUGCUAACAGUGAAUUGACAUUCCCAUUGAGCAAAAUGUUAGAAGGUGCAAUCUUCCUAGAUUAUGGAUCUGAUCUCGGUUCUGGUCGGCUUGUUCCUGGAAACCCAGCCUUGAGACAAGGCAAACCGGGAAGCGGAGUUGGGAUAGGAUAUGGCUUACGCUUCAAAUCACAGAUAGGUCAUUUCCAAGUUGAUUAUGCUAUGAAUAGUUAUCAACAGAGAACUGUCUACUUCAACAUCACCAAUGUAUCUUCAUGAAUGACUCUUGCAAGCCCUUCGAAAAAUCCUCAUUACGACUUUUCCUGAUUAUUCUUCUAGCUCAAUUUUGAUUUACUUCAAGUUACUCUUUUUUUAAGAAUUAUUUUCUAUAGUAAUUUUUGUAGCAAAGGUUAGUACAUACGAAUAUAAAACAUUCAUCAUUCUUUUCAAUUCCUGCCAAAAUCAUGUACCUUGACCGUUGCGCGAAAUACAAGACUCUUGAUGUUUACAAAGUGACCUUUCAACUGAUGCAAGUCUCAGACUCUCAGGCGCUUGAAACUCAAAUGGGAUGCUCUUCUUUGCUUGGUUUACGUCGUCUCCUAGUAUUGAACAAGCCAAAAUUGAGAAGGGUUUAGCUGUCAUAAGCUCUCCAAGGCUCAAGUUGAUUGAUCUUUAAUGUACCAAGAUAGUUCCAUUCAAAAUUUCUUCAAUGAGAUUGUAAAUUUUCCAUGAUGAGCUUUGUUGAAUGCGUUUGGCUAUUUUGAAAACAUGUUUUGUGAAAAAUACUUGCUUUUCCCUUCAGUAUUAUCAGGGUUCUAUAUA